Stegostoma tigrinum is the source of this 588-nucleotide messenger RNA. It is a transcript of the gene ndufa7, whose product is annotated as NADH:ubiquinone oxidoreductase subunit A7. Gene Ontology annotation, cellular component: mitochondrial inner membrane. The coding region runs from base 33 to 380 and encodes 115 amino acids. NCBI's taxonomy places the organism in Eukaryota, Metazoa, Chordata, Chondrichthyes, Orectolobiformes, Stegostomatidae. The transcript is spliced from 4 exons. Gene Ontology annotation, biological process: ATP synthesis coupled electron transport; mitochondrial electron transport, NADH to ubiquinone. The record is from RefSeq and is a predicted model, not a curated record.
CAAUCUCCAGGUGUUCGCCCUUCACAACAAACAUGGCGUCGGCGACCAAGAUCAUUCAGAGGCUGCGGAACUGGUUAGCUGGGAGGAAUCUCCAAGAAAAGUUGCAGCUUCGAUACACUGAAAUUUCUCGCCGGACCCAGCCUCCACCCAAGCUCCCGGUUGGCCCCAGCCAUAAGUUUUCCGAUAACUACUACUGUUUACGAGAUGGUCGUCGAGAGACAUUUCCACCUACUGUCAUUUGGUCAUUGCAGAAAGCGCUAGCGGCAGGAACGCAAGCGGCCAGUGGCCAAGGCAGUGAAGUAACUAAGGAAGUUAAGAAACCUGUUGCGCCUGGACAGCCAGUCAAGUUGAAGCUUUCCACGGAUCAGCCAUAUCUGUAACUGGAGGAUGAUUGGAUGAGAUUAACAUGAACUCUAACCUUUUAUGGUGUGCCAGCGAUGGAAAGGAGGUUAAAGUACUGAGGAAAUAAUCCCUGGGCUACAGCAUUGUAUAGCCAGAUUGGAACUUUGAGUUUCUGUCACAUUUUGGGAUUUAAUGGCUCCUCCUCUAAUGUAAAUCAGCUCAGUAAAUAUCCAAGUUAAUAAAGCA